Molecule: messenger RNA, 3303 nt
Organism: Ornithorhynchus anatinus (platypus)
Lineage: Eukaryota; Metazoa; Chordata; Mammalia; Monotremata; Ornithorhynchidae
Gene: PNN
Product: pinin, desmosome associated protein
Exons: 9
Coding region: 50-2233 (727 amino acids)
Cellular component (GO): catalytic step 2 spliceosome
Source: RefSeq, a predicted model, not a curated record
UCGGCGGCGCCCGGCGCCAGGCGGCCUGUGGCGGCGGGAGCGGGAGAAGAUGGCGGUGGCCGUGAGAACUUUGCAGGAGCAGCUGGAGAAGGCCAAGGAGAGCCUGAAGAAUGUGGACGAGAAUAUCCGUAAGCUCACCGGCCGGGACCCAAACGACGUCAGACCCAUCCAAGCCCGAUUGCUGGCCCUCUCAGGCCCUGGUGGAGGUAGGGGCCGUGGCAGCUUGUUAUUGAGGCGUGGAUUCUCUGAUAGUGGAGGAGGACCCCCAGCCAAACAGAGAGAUCUUGAAGGGGCAGUCAAUAGGCUGGGUGGGGAGCGUCGGACAAGAAGAGAAUCACGCCAGGAAAGCGACGCAGAGGAUGAUGACGUUAAAAAGCCAGCGUUGCAGUCCUCAGUUGUGGCUACCUCCAAAGAACGAACACGUCGAGACCUUAUUCAAGAUCAAAAUAUGGAUGAAAAAGGAAAACAAAGGAAUCGACGUAUAUUUGGCUUGUUGAUGGGCACCCUUCAGAAAUUUAAACAGGAGUCUACUGUGGCUACGGAAAGGCAAAAACGGCGUCAGGAAAUUGAACAGAAACUUGAAGUUCAGGCCGAAGAAGAGCGAAAGCAGGUUGAAAAUGAAAGACGGGAGCUGUUCGAAGAGAGGCGAGCUAAACAGACAGAACUACGGCUUUUGGAACAAAAGGUUGAACUUGCUCAAUUGCAAGAAGAAUGGAAUGAGCAUAAUUCUAAGAUUAUUAAAUACAUCAGAACCAAGACAAAGCCCCAUUUGUUUUAUAUUCCUGGAAGAAUGUGUCCAGCUACCCAAAAGCUAAUAGACGAGUCACAGAGAAAGCUGAAUGCGAUAUUUGAAAAUAGACGCAAUGAAUUUGCAGAACAAAUAAAUAAAAUGGAGGCUAGACCUAGAAGACAAUCUAUGAAGGAAAAAGAACACCAGGUGGUGCACACGGAAGAAAAGAAGGUGGAACAAGUGGGUAAGGUGGCUCAGCGUGAGGAAGAGAUGGAGGAGACAGGUAACCAGCACAAUGACGUAGAAAUAGAGGAAGCAGGAGAGGAAGAGGAGAAAGAAGUAGGGGCAGCUCAGAGCGAUCCCGAGAAAGAACAGGAAGAGGUAGAGCAGAGACAGGAACCCGAGAAUAAGAGGGAGGAGGAGACGGAGGUGCGGGAGAUAGAGAAGGAGCAGGAUAGUCACCCCGAAAACGCGGUGGAUCUCAGAGAGCGGGGAGAUGGCGUCGGGGUGGUGGAUGAGGAGCGGGAGGCUAUGGAAACGAACCAAGUAGAAAGGGUGGAGCCCCCGGGAGCCGAGGUUAGCGGAGAAACGGAGGCAGAGGUGGAGUGUGCGACCCGGUCCGAGAAGGAAGGUAAGCCUAGUUCUCCCGAGAAGGAAAGUGGCGGAGAGCCAGCAGUGGAGAGCAGAUCGGAGGGGAAGCGGGAAAAGGAAGCCGAAGUCCAGCUAGAGCCCGGGCCCCCAGUUCAGCUCGGCGUCCAGGGGCCGGCCCCGGCCCCGGCCCCGGCCCCGGCCCCGCCUCAGGCCCGGCCCCCGGCCCCGCCUCAGGCCCGCUCCCCGGCCCGGCCCCCGGCCCGGCCUCGGCCCGACACCUCGCCGCCGCCUCCUGCCCGACCGCCGCCUGAGGCCACCGAAGAGCCGGGCCGGGAGCCGGAGAAGAAGGAAUUUGCCGUAGAGUCCCUCGGCCGGGCCGAAGCGCCGCCUGGGCAGCUGCCGGCGGCGCCCGCCGCCAGCGGAGUCAAGACGCGGAGCGGAAGCGGGGGACGAGGGAGGAACAAGAGCAGUCAGAGCAGAAGCCGCAGCAGCAGCAGCAGCUCCAGCAGUAGUAGUUCGAGCAGCAGCAGUAGCGGCAGCAGCUCCAGCAGCGGCAGCAGCAGCAGCCGCACUAGUUCCAGCAGCAGCAGCAGCUCUAGCGGAAGCAGCAGCAGAGGGAGCAGCAGCAGCAGCAGCAGCAGCAGCCAGAGUAGGAGUCGCAGUCGAGGCCGGGGUCACGAGCGGGAUAGGAAGCGCAGGAGGAGCGCGGAGCGCAAGCGGAGGGACCCUUCGGGACUAGACAGGAGCCACAAGGCUUCGAAGGGUAGCGGCAGAGACGCCAAAGGAGCCAAGGAUAAGAGCUCCCGAGGGUCCGCCCGAAAGAGGUCGGUGUCAGAAAGUAGUCGGUCGGGCAAGAGGCCCGCGAGGAGUGAGAGAGACCGCAAGGCAGAUAGGAAGGACAAGAGGCGUUGACGGAAGAAGCCGGGCCGCCGGAGACCCGGCUCGGAGAAAUCCCUUUCCUUGGCGGGAGGAGGCUGCCUUAAGAAUCGCAUGUUGUAAAAUUCUUUUUGGAAAAAUGCAGAGACUGUUUGUUUACCAGACGUUCUUGUACUUUUUACAUAAUUUUGUAAGAGCUCUCAAAAUUAUGUGAAGUUCCGGAAAAAUGGAAAAAAGAAAUAAAAACGAGAUUCACAGCCCUUGUCAUCUUUUUUAACUGCUCCAUAGCCCUCAGCGAGAAACCUGUACAUUUCUGUAGGUAAAUCUUAGGCGUGUGUGUCUGUCCACCUCCGAUUCCCUAUUAUACUUUGUUUUUGUAGAAAUAAAUGUACGUUUUUAAAAAAUCGUUCUCGAGACGGCGACGUGCGGGACGUCCUCCCGGGGAUCGGUUUAACAGCAUUGCCGCCGUAUACUUGAGGUGCCCCGGAGGAGGCUUUUAAAAUAACAUUUUUAUUUUUCGGAAGAACUACCCGCUUUUCACCGCUUUUAAUUGAGUUCCACUGAGAGGGCGUGACUUCCCCCAAAGCAAUGGUCCGUGCCCACUGUCGUCGUCGCUCCUCCCUUUUAAAGUUCACUCACCUUUCUUCCACGUCCACUUAUUUUUUUCUCUGUUCCUCGAACCGUACGUGGAGCAAAAGAGCGAAGGCUGACGGUCUUACCGAACGGCAGCGGCACCGUCGCCUUUGUUCUGGAGAGAAAAUGUCACUACCGCCCGCCUUCUCCCUAGAACGGAGAGCACCGUGCCCUGGGCGGUCAAAAAAUGUAAAGCGGGGAGCAGUCGUGGUUUUAGUGUUCCGUUGGCUUCAGCUGAGCCUGAUGCCAGUGAUUGUUUCUUUUGCGAAUAUUUGAGAAAGUGUAAAAACUAAGAGGAGAAACUCAAGUCUAAGCUCGGUGAAUGUGUUAGCGAAGCAGUGAGAUAUAUAUAUGUAUAUUAUAUAUAGUGUACCAGGUGAUUAUCAAAUUGUAUUGUUUUAUAAUUUUGUAUGAACUUAGAGUACAUCUGUUGGCCUAUACUGUACAUGUGCAAAUAAAUGUGGCUUAGACUA